AUGUCUGACAAUACUCAUCAAAAGUUGAGGACAGUUGUUUUGGCAGUAAGGUCGACUCGCGAAAUUUUGGAAGAGCACAAGCGGCAACUACAGGAAGGUGGCUAUCUUUACCACUUCGUUGAAGCGCAUAAAAUUGUUCAUGAGAUUCAGAACUUACGCAUCACUAUCAGUCGUCGAUAUAAAGCGGUAGAGCACUUGAAAAGAGUUUGCACGAAGAAGCGCCUCAGCGUGGCCAAGACAAGUGAGCAUGUCGAUGAAAAGAACGCUCAGCUAGACUUGCAAGGUGGACUUCUCACUUUAAAUAUGCACUGCGAACGUGGCAUUUCUUACCUCAAUGCUAGAAGAAAAGUUCUGAAUGUUUUAACUAAUGCCACUGUAAUGAGAAGACGGGUUCUGCUCGUAGAGGUUUCCGACAUCUUGCAUUUCAUUGUUCGUAUAAUCUCCUCCAAUGAAGACGAAGAUGAUCGUUUAUGUAGUUCUGGUUCGAGUUUCAAUCUGACGGAUCUCAUAGGCUCUCAUGAAAGCAUAGAGUCGGCAUCCGCCAUUGGGCAUGUUGUACAUUUUCUCUCGUGUAUUUCCCGAAUACUUGAUUACACACUUCGCUACCCCGUGCGGUCUUGUGCAUCUACGUCUACUAUCUAUUGCCCUAAAAGGAACAAAAGUUUACCACUGUAUUGGACACGCUGGCGUUCUGGUCGUGAUAACUUUGAGAAUGCUGUGGGUCUUCUUGCCAAGAAUAUUGCUCAAGUACAAGAAGAUAAUGGCUUUUCUCUGGCUAAUUUAAGCAUAUCAUGA
Messenger RNA from Strongylus vulgaris, 795 nucleotides. NCBI's taxonomy places the organism in Eukaryota, Metazoa, Nematoda, Chromadorea, Rhabditida, Strongylidae. The record is from the annotation of a GenBank genome assembly.